Mangifera indica (mango) is the source of this 518-nucleotide messenger RNA. Its product is annotated as heavy metal-associated isoprenylated plant protein 45. The coding region runs from base 46 to 492 and encodes 148 amino acids. Lineage: Eukaryota; Viridiplantae; Streptophyta; Magnoliopsida; Sapindales; Anacardiaceae. The record is from RefSeq and is a predicted model, not a curated record. Gene Ontology annotation, molecular function: metal ion binding. The transcript has 3 exons.
GGACAGCUUCGGAAGAAAGGCAUUCCAGGGUAGAGAAAAUUCUUCAUGUUUAGAAGGCUCUCCCGGAAACCGGCGUUACCCAAUGCCAUGACCAUUGUGGAGCUUUCGGUACACAUGGAUUGCGAAGGAUGUGAAAAGAGGAUACGAAGAGCAAUCUCUAAAAUAGACGGGGUGGAUAGCUUGGCAAUAGACAUGGAUAAGCAGAAGGUAACAGUGACUGGGUACAUUGACCACAGAAAAAUUCUAAAAGUUGUAAGGAGAACGGGAAGAAAGGCAGAGUUUUGGCCGUUCCCAUAUGACAGCGAAUACUAUCCAUAUGCAUCCACAUAUUUGGAUGAAUCUACCUAUGCUUCUUCCUAUAACUAUUACACUCAUGGCUAUAAUGAAAGCAUUCAUGGCUACUUCCCUGACCAAGCUUAUUCAACCAUCCCUGAUGAAACCGUUCAUCUCUUUAGCGAAGAUAAUGUACAUGCAUAUUGUAGCAUUAUGUGACAUUGCCCUUAAUUGCACAAAUGCCA